AGAACGGUGGUGGCGGCAGCAGCCCGAGUAGCGGUGAGGCAGUCGGGUGGCGGGAGCCGCGGUCAUGGACCAUAUCACUGUGCCCAAGGUAGAAAAUGUGAAAUUACUGGAUCAUUAUGUAGGUAAGAAACCAGCUAAUGGGAGUCUAUAUCUUACUGCAACCCACCUGAUCUAUGUGGAGACUUCUGGUGCAGCCCGAAAAGAGACAUGGAUUGCACUGCAUCAUAUUGCCACUGUGGAGAAGUCGUCCAUCACUAGCCUGGGUUGUCCCCUGAUCCUCCGCUGUAAGAACUUCCGGGUGGCCCACUUUGUUUUAGAAUCUGACGUUGUGUGCCAUGAGGUUUACAUUCCACUGUUAAAGCUUUCUCAGCCAGAAUUACAUGAAGAUCUGUAUGCUUUUUCUUACAAUCCAAAAUCCUCAAAAGACAUGAGGGAAAAUGGAUUGAAGCUGAUUGACCCAAUAUCAGACUUUGGGCGUUUGGGACUUCCCAACAGGUACUGGACCAUAACAGACGCCAACAGAAACUAUGAGAUAUGCAGUACCUACCCUCCUGAAAUAGUGGUUCCUAAAUCUGUUACAUUGGGAACGGUGGUUGGAAGUUCGAAGUUCAGAAGUAAAGAAUGUGUGCCUAUGCUUUCCUACCUCUACAAAGAGAACAAUCCUGCCAUUUACCACUGUAGCCAGCCUCUGUCUGGAUUUUAUACUCAUUGCAUAGAUGAUGAGCUCCUGCUAGAGGUUAUUAGCCAGACGAACCCAGAGAGCCAGUUUAUGUAUGUUGUAGACACAAGACCAAAAUUAAAUGCCAUGGCCAACCGAGCAGCUGGGAAGGGUUAUGAAAAUGAAGGCAACUAUGCCAACAUUCGCUUCAGGUUCAUAGGCAUUGAGAACAUCCAUGUGAUGCGGAGCAGCCUGCAGAAACUCUUGGAAGUUUGUGAAUUGAAAACUCCAACAAUGAGUGAAUUUCUUAGCAGCCUGGAGAGCUCAGGGUGGUUGAGACACAUUAAAGCUAUUAUGGAUGCUGGAAUUUUCAUUGCAAAGGCAGUGAAGGUAGAAAAGACCAAUGUCUUAGUCCAUUAUUUUGAUGGGUGGGACCACACAGCACAGGUCUGCUCUGUGGCCAGCAUCUUCCUAGAUCUAUUUUGUAGGACAUUCAAGGGACUCAUGAUCUGGCAUAUCCUCCUGCUCAUAAUGAGAAUAGUUCUGCUCCAAUUAGCCAAGGUGAACCUCAUGGACAUCACCAAAAUCUUCUCCCUCCUGCAGCCCGAUAAGGAGGAGGAGGACACCGACACGGGGGAGAAGCAGGCUCUCAAUCAAGCAGUGUACAACAAUGACUCUUAUACCUUGGACCAGCUUUUGCGCCAGGAGCGUUAUAAACGAUUCAUCAACAGUAGAAGUGGCUGGGGCAUCCCUGGGACACCCUUGCGCUUGGCUGCUUCUUAUGGCCACCUUAGCUGCUUGCAGGUCCUCCUGGCACAUGGUGCUGAUGUUGACAGCUUGGACGUCAAGGCACAGACACCACUUUUUACCGCCGUCAGUCAUGGCCAUCUGGACUGUGUGCGUGUGCUUUUGGAAGCUGGUGCUUGUCCUGGUGGUAGCAUCUACAACAACUGCUCUCCUGUGCUCACAGCUGCCCGUGAUGGUGCUGUUGCCAUCCUGCAGGAGCUCCUGGGUCAUGGUGCAGAGGCCAACGUCAAGGCAAAACUACCAGUCUGGGCAUCGAACAUAGCUUCAUGUUCUGGACCCCUCUAUUUGGCUGCAGUCUACGGUCACCUUGAUUGUUUCCGCCUGCUUUUGCUCCAUGGGGCAGACCCUGACUACAACUGUACUGACCAGCACCUGCUGACUCGAGUCCCACGGUCCCGCACCCUCCUCGAAAUCUGCCUGCACCAUAAUUGUGAGCCAGAGUACAUCCGGCUGUUAAUUGAUUUUGGUGCUAACAUCUACCUUCCAUCUCUCUCCCUGGACCUGAACUCACAAUAUGAUAAGGGCACUGCAUUGCUGCUACAGGCCCGAGCCACUCCACGGUCACUACUAUCACAGGCUCGUUUAGUCAUCCGCAGAGCCCUGCGCCACGCCAGCCAGCCACAAGCCAUCGACCAGCUGGAUAUUCCUCCUGUGUUGAUCAGCUAUCUUAAACACCAACUGUAACCUUGCAGCCUGCCCAGAAACACACAAUGCCUCCAAAAAACCACCUGGGGACCCAGGUAACUUGAGGGCACUACAGCUCUACCCACUCGUCUGAAGCUGCUCUCCUGUAUUAUCCUCCACAAUAAAAUCCUCAACAAAAUAAA
Messenger RNA from Aethalodelphis obliquidens (Pacific white-sided dolphin), 2292 nucleotides. RefSeq names its product ankyrin repeat and SOCS box containing 12 (gene ASB12). Gene Ontology annotation, biological process: phosphatidylinositol dephosphorylation. The coding region runs from base 65 to 2149 and encodes 694 amino acids. The record is from RefSeq and is a predicted model, not a curated record. The transcript is spliced from 11 exons. Gene Ontology annotation, cellular component: nuclear envelope; cytoplasm. NCBI's taxonomy places the organism in Eukaryota, Metazoa, Chordata, Mammalia, Artiodactyla, Delphinidae. Gene Ontology annotation, molecular function: phosphatidylinositol-3-phosphate phosphatase activity; phosphatidylinositol-3,5-bisphosphate phosphatase activity; protein binding.